AUGCAGGUCCUACUCCUUUGGUUGGUCUUUCUCUUGCCUCCUGAAGCUGGAGCUGGGGAGAUUAUCGGUGGCAUUGAGUCCAAGCCCCACUCCCACCCCUACAUGGCCUAUCUGGAAAUCACUAAACAAGAUAAUGUUAGUGGAUGUGGUGGGUUUCUCAUAAGUGAAGAAUUUGUGGUGACAGCUGCUCAUUGUCAAGGAAGAAAUAUUACUGUCACUCUUGGAGCUCAUGACAUGAAACAAGAAGAAUCCACAUGGCAGAAGCUAGAAGUCAAAAAACAAUUUGUUCAUCCAGAAUACAACAGUGACACCUAUCUCAAUGACAUCAUGUUACUGAAGCUACAAACAAAAGCUAAGCUGAACCAUGCCGUGAGGACAAUACCCCUGCCCACCUGGUCUACCUUUAUUCAACCUGGAACAGUAUGCCAGGCAACUGGCUGGGGGAGAACAGGAGUGAACGAGCCAACAUCAGAUACUCUGAGAGAGGCAAAGCUGAAACUCAUGAAUGCCAAGACCUGCCGCCACUUUCCCUCUUACAAUAAUAAUUUGCAAAUCUGUGUGGGUGACCCCAUAAAGAAAGGAUUACCAUACAAGGGGGACUCUGGAGGCCCCCUUCUGUGUGCUGGGGUGGCCCAAGGUGUUGUGUCACAUGUACAUAUAAAUACAAGGCCUCCUGCUGUCUUCACUCGAAUCUCCGCAUAUUUGUCCUGGAUUAAUGAAAUCUUGGAGAGCGAGUAG
This is a messenger RNA of Phyllostomus hastatus (greater spear-nosed bat), 738 nucleotides long. RefSeq names its product mast cell protease 4-like. Gene Ontology annotation, cellular component: intracellular membrane-bounded organelle; cytoplasm. The coding region runs from base 1 to 738 and encodes 245 amino acids. The transcript has 5 exons. Gene Ontology annotation, molecular function: serine-type endopeptidase activity. Gene Ontology annotation, biological process: proteolysis. Lineage: Eukaryota; Metazoa; Chordata; Mammalia; Chiroptera; Phyllostomidae. The record is from RefSeq and is a predicted model, not a curated record.